Panicum hallii is the source of this 1019-nucleotide messenger RNA. Its product is annotated as flowering-promoting factor 1-like protein 1. The record is from RefSeq and is a predicted model, not a curated record. Gene Ontology annotation, cellular component: mitotic spindle. Gene Ontology annotation, biological process: negative regulation of mitotic metaphase/anaphase transition; regulation of flower development. The coding region runs from base 190 to 513 and encodes 107 amino acids. The transcript has a single exon. NCBI's taxonomy places the organism in Eukaryota, Viridiplantae, Streptophyta, Magnoliopsida, Poales, Poaceae.
CCCCUCCCUUGCUCCAUCCAUCCCCAGCAGCAGCAAGCAGCAACCAUCUUAGCUAGCUUCUCUCUCGAGCUCUAGCUGCUAGUAGCUAGCUGCUGUUGAUCGUCGACACAAGUAGCCAGCCAGCAGCUAGGCCAGGUAGCCCAGCAGCCGAUCAAGGAGGGAAGACAUCGGGAGGAAGAAAUCGUGAGGAUGUCUGGCGUGUGGGUGUUCAAGAACGGGGUGGUGCGGCUGGUGGAGAACGGCGCGGCGGGCGGCAGCGAGGCGGUGCGGAAGCGCAAGGCGCUGGUGCACACGCCGAGCGGGCAGGUGGUGCGGUCGUACGCGGAGCUGGAGGCGGAGCUGCGGGCGCUGGGGUGGGAGCGCUACUACGAGGACCCGGCGCUGUACCAGUUCCACAAGCGGGGGUCCCUCGACCUCAUCUCCCUCCCCGCCGACUUCGCCAGGUUCUCCUCCGUCCACAUGUACGACAUCGUCAUCAAGAACCGCGAAUCCUUCAGGGUCAUCGACAUCUGAAUGACUGAAUUCUCAUCUCUGAUCCGAUCCGCCAUUGCUGCUGCUGCCGAGCGAGCUUCAUUGUUCGUUCUCUGAUCGAUCGACGAUCCACGCAGCGUGCAUGCAUGGUGAUCUGAUCUAGGUGACCAUCUCAUCAGUAUCCAUGCAGAUUAUUGCUAAUUAGUUGUGACUGCUAGUGUGACAGCCGUUGUCGUCGUUUACGUCAGUGACAGUGAUCGAGGUUGCAUUGCUAGAUAUGUUUUGCUUAAUUUCUCGAUGAAGUGUGCGAGUGUUCAUCAGAGUGCGUGAGACUGAAUGAGUUGUAGUUGCUCAAGACCGGUCCUGUGACAUCUGGGAGUGCUGUGCGUCGUAGUUGCUCAAGACCGGUCCUGAUGUAAUGUGCUCUCAUGUGACUGUAAAUUUAUCGUUUGUGCCAGUGAGACCCAUACUGUUAACUGCAAUGCAUUUCCAUUGCAUUAUACACAUGCAUGAUAUAUCAAAUGGAGCGUGUGAAAUUGUGUAAUAAA